AUGGCAGCUAGUUCCGGUCUGGUAUUGGUAACUGGAGCUUCAGGAUUCAUAGCUUCUCAUAUUGUUAAACUUCUCCAAUCACAGGGCCAUAAAGUACGAGGUACAGUUCGUAGUCUGGCUAAUGAGGACAAGGUAAAGCCGCUAUAUUCUCUGUGCUCUGAUGCUAAACACAAGUUAGAGCUCGUAGAAGCUAAUUUGAAUUCUCUUGAAUCUUGGGACGCUGCUGUCAAGGAUUGUGAAUAUGUCAUUCAUGUCGCCAGUCCCUUUCCAAGCACCUCUCCCCAGGAUGAAAAUGAGAUAAUUCGGCCAGCUGUAGAAGGAACAACCAAUGUUUUUAAAGCAUGUGCUAAAGCCAAGUCUGUUAAACGUAUCGUGUUGACAAGUUCCUGUGCUGCCAUAGCUUGGGAACAAUGUCCAGGUUACAACGAGAGAGUUCGAACAGAGAAAGACUGGAGCGACACUACGAAAAUCGACGCCUAUUCCAAGAGUAAAACAUUGGCUGAACGUGCUGCUUGGGAUUUUAUUAAAGAAUUACCAGCCGAAGAAAAGAUCGAGCUAGCAGUUAUCAAUCCUGCGUUUGUAAUGGGCCCAGUUCUACACGGAUCUACAGGAACUAGCCAAGAAGUAGUUAAAAGGUUACUAGAAAAAGCAAUGCCGGCCAUACCGAAAAUUAACUUUCCAGUUGUGGAUGUCCGAGAUGUGGCCAUAGCUCACGUUAAAGCAAUGACAUUGCCAGAAGCUGCUGGUAAUCGCCAUAUUUUAGCCACUGAUAACAUGUAUUUUAGUGACAUGGCGCACGUUUUGAAGAAGGAAUUUGAACCACAAGGGUAUAACAUUCCAACAAUGGUCGCACCAUAUUUUGUUUUGUGGCUUUCGAGUAUUUUUGAUAAAACCGUCAAAAUGAUUCUACCACAAAUCGGCCUAGUGUACAAGUUCGACAACUCUCGUAUGAAGAAUGUUUUGGGUAUAGUGCCACACACCACCACUGACACCCUAGUUGAUAUGGCCUACACCAUGAUUGAACGUGGCUUUGUUUUUAAAACAAAGAAAUAUCGAGGACCACCAGAACAAAAGCAGGGUUAA
Molecule: messenger RNA, 1083 nt
Organism: Lottia gigantea (owl limpet)
Lineage: Eukaryota; Metazoa; Mollusca; Gastropoda; Lottiidae
Exons: 1
Coding region: 1-1083 (360 amino acids)
Molecular function (GO): oxidoreductase activity, acting on the CH-OH group of donors, NAD or NADP as acceptor
Source: RefSeq, a predicted model, not a curated record